GGGCAAACCCAGAAAAUGAAUCUUUUCCAGUCAAUAACGAGUGCCUUGGAUAACUCAUUGGCUAAAGAUCCUACUGCAGUAAUAUUUGGCGAAGAUGUUGCCUUUGGUGGAGUCUUUAGAUGCACGGUGGGCUUGCGAGACAAAUAUGGGAAGGAUCGGGUUUUUAAUACUCCGUUGUGUGAACAAGGAAUUGUUGGAUUUGGAAUCGGAAUCGCUGUCACUGGUGCUACUGCCAUUGCAGAAAUUCAGUUUGCAGAUUACAUCUUUCCUGCUUUUGAUCAGAUUGUGAAUGAAGCUGCCAAGUACCGCUACCGCUCUGGGGAUCUUUUUAACUGUGGAAGCCUCACUAUCCGGGCCCCUUGGGGCUGUGUUGGCCACGGGGCUCUCUAUCAUUCUCAGAGUCCUGAAGCUUUUUUUGCUCAUUGUCCAGGAAUCAAGGUGGUUGUACCCAGAAGCCCUUUCCAGGCCAAAGGACUUCUUUUGUCAUGCAUAGAGGAUAAAAAUCCUUGUAUAUUUUUUGAACCUAAAAUACUUUACAGGGCAGCAGUGGAACAAGUUCCAGUUGAGCCGUACAAUAUCCCACUGUCGCAGGCUGAAGUCAUCCAGGAGGGGAGUGACAUCACUCUUGUUGCCUGGGGCACUCAGGUUCAUGUGGUUCGGGAAGUGGCUUCCAUGGCAAAAGAAAAGCUCGGUGUGUCUUGUGAAGUCAUCGAUCUGAGGACCAUAUUACCUUGGGAUGUGGAUACAGUUUGUAAGUCGGUGGCCAAGACCGGGCGGCUGCUGAUCAGCCACGAGGCUCCCCUGACCGGCGGCUUCGCGUCGGAGAUCAGCUCCACCGUGCAGGAAGAAUGUUUCUUGAACCUGGAGGCUCCUAUAUCAAGAGUAUGUGGGUAUGACACUCCGUUUCCUCACAUUUUUGAGCCAUUCUACAUCCCAGACAAAUGGAAGUGUUACGAUGCCCUUCGAAAGAUGAUCAACUAUUGACCGUUUAGAACUAUGGAAGAUUCUGACUAGAUACGGAAAUAUUUUUCUGAUUUUUUUGUAUUUCUGAGGACUUAACCUCUUCUCAAAACUGGAGUUUUUAUGAAAUGAACUAUCAUGGAUAUUGGCUGAAAAGUUAUAAAUGAAUGAUUAUGUUGUAACAUGUAUGAAUUGACGGUUUCAUUAUGAGUCUUUCAGAUUAACUUCUUAAAAUGCUCCACCACAGCAGGCUUAUAAAUUCUGUUUAAUUAGAUCUGUAAAUAUCACGUGCAGGAUAGUAUCCAAUAAAGCAAAAUCAGAUGGUC
Messenger RNA from Carlito syrichta (Philippine tarsier), 1286 nucleotides. RefSeq names its product branched chain keto acid dehydrogenase E1 subunit beta (gene BCKDHB). NCBI's taxonomy places the organism in Eukaryota, Metazoa, Chordata, Mammalia, Primates, Tarsiidae. Gene Ontology annotation, biological process: branched-chain amino acid catabolic process; response to nutrient. Gene Ontology annotation, molecular function: catalytic activity. The transcript has 10 exons. The record is from RefSeq and is a predicted model, not a curated record. Bases 16 to 984 code for a protein of 322 amino acids.